Phytophthora infestans T30-4 is the source of this 1725-nucleotide messenger RNA. RefSeq lists its product as uncharacterized. Gene Ontology annotation, cellular component: nucleus; cytoplasm. Gene Ontology annotation, molecular function: RNA polymerase II CTD heptapeptide repeat phosphatase activity; RNA polymerase core enzyme binding. Lineage: Eukaryota; Oomycota; Peronosporomycetes; Peronosporales; Peronosporaceae. Bases 1 to 1605 code for a protein of 534 amino acids. The record is from RefSeq and is a predicted model, not a curated record. The transcript is spliced from 5 exons.
AUGAGCGUCAAUGGCUCCAACGUGCACGAAGCCUUCGCGCUCAUGGCGACGCUGCUGGCGCCGCGCGUGCCUAUACAAUUUCUGGAGUUGAGUGGAAAGAUUCUACAGCGGCGCCAGAUGGAGGAAGUUUUCGAGGAACGUGCUGCUGCCAAGCGCUGCGCCUUCCCAGCCUGCGAGAACCCACUACCAAAGUCUUUGGGCAAAUUCCGAGUCUCCUUGGCUCGUAAAGAGAUCUACGACGCUCAAUAUGAGCGGCAGUUCUGCUCCGAGCUCUGUCUUAAGAAAGCUCGAGUUCUGCUCUCCAGACUGGCUCACAAGCCUCCACAGCUCGUCCCUUCUCUAGUGGAAGUUUUCGGUACAGAGAAGCCGAAUCCUUUGGACUACGCAGACGAAAUGACGCCAGUGAAGCAGGUUGAGAACCCCACAGUACUUAAACCCGCGUCGCUACCGAAAGCCAAGACAGUGUGGGCCAAGACACAGGACCUAGGGGUUGUAGAGAGGAAGCACUCAGCGUCUGUGGGUGUCCCACCAGCACUGGAAGCUUCGAUCUCCAAAGUGAAGGAGAAUGCGUCCCCUGCAGCCCCAAAUAGGAGUUUUCCGACAGCUGAACAUGCCAGUCUUAUCGAGGGCUACGUGUUCCCAGCACACAAGCAGAAAUUGGCAAAGAAAGUGGAAGAAAUGGUCAAGAAAAGCCAAGAAGAAGAAGAAGAAGAAGAGAAUGAUGAAGACAUUGUAGUGAGCGACAGUGACGAGAGCGACGCAGCUGCCAGUGACGUGUCGUCUGCAGGCAGCUUCGAGAUUUCGGAUUUUGACGACGAAGAAGUGGUGACGCUGAAUGAUCUGCCACUGUUUAGCCACCUCUGGGGUCUGUUCUCCAACUGGAUUACUCACGACACGACUCUGAUGGUGGCUGGAUGCCCCAUACCUGUGAAAGCGGAGAAGAAGGAUGACUCAGACCCUUUAAUCGGAGGACCAGAGAAGGCUGAGGCAGAUGCUGCUCGACGUCGUGCGCGUCAGAUCCGAACUGAGCGAUGGAAUUCUCUCUCACUCAUGCUACGCCGCCCGUUGCCACAAGUUGCACUCAAGUUGAAACUCGCUUGCGAUCGCUUCGCAAACCACCGCAUCGAUACGAUCACAGAAACUUUCGCGCUACGUGACGCCAUCGACACGCGCAACGCGCACCAGUGGACAUGCGUGGCGACGAUUUUGCUGCUCGUAGCUUACGAUAUCAAGCCGAAUGAUCUGCUAGAAGGCGAACGCAGCGACCAAGCUAAAGCGUUGACUAAGCUGGACACGUUGGAGCUCCAGCAAUUGCUCCAGUUAUUCUACGAGGUGCGCAAGGACAGCGAUGUUGCUGUCGACACGGAUGUCGCUCCGAUACCUGAGACCGAGUCGACUGUCAAGGACGCAUCGAAAGAAGAAACACCCGACGACAAGCUGACGUUUUGUCGUAAAUGCCGCCGUGCUAAGACCAAGUGCGUUUGCAAGACGCGUGCCAAGGCUUCAAAGGAGAACGAAAUGUCGCCUACCCAGUUGGAAGAAAUGCUACAGGAGGCGCUUGUUCUGCGCGAAGAGUACGACGAGUUGCUGCAGCCGGACGAUUAAAUGGGAUCCUGUUGCAGGGUUUAUAGAGCUCAACCCAAAGUUUUGGCUCAUGGCAUUUCGCUCCGAGUUUCAAGUUCUGCUAUGAGAAUUCAGAGCUUGCGUGCAUCUACAGGGUGCAUC